Messenger RNA from Megalops cyprinoides (Indo-Pacific tarpon), 1521 nucleotides. RefSeq names its product cofilin-2-like. Bases 95 to 598 code for a protein of 167 amino acids. Gene Ontology annotation, molecular function: actin filament binding. Gene Ontology annotation, biological process: cell motility; actin filament severing; actin filament fragmentation. NCBI's taxonomy places the organism in Eukaryota, Metazoa, Chordata, Actinopteri, Elopiformes, Megalopidae. Gene Ontology annotation, cellular component: actin cytoskeleton; actin cortical patch; cytoplasm. The transcript is spliced from 4 exons. The record is from RefSeq and is a predicted model, not a curated record.
CGCGCGUCCGUGUGUGUCAGUGUGCGUGCGAGAACGAGACUGCAUCGCUGUUCAUUCAAUUCCGAUUCAGAAGCCGACACAGCGAGAUACUACCAUGGCCUCCGGGGUGACAGUGACGGAAGAUGUGCUCAAGGUCUUCAACGAGAUGAAGGUGCGGAAGGCGCAGGCGGGCGAGGAGGAGAAGAGGAAGAGGAAGAAGGCGGUGCUCUUCUGCCUGAGCGAGGACAAGAAGCACAUCAUCCUGGAGGAGGGCCGGGAGAUCCUGCAGGGCGACGUGGGCACCACCGUCCAGGACCCCUACUUGCACUUCGUCAAGAUGCUGCCGCCCGACGACUGUCGCUACGCCCUGUACGACGCCACCUACGAGACCAAGGAGAUGAAGAAGGAGGACCUGGUCUUCAUCUUCUGGGCUCCAGAGUCCGCCCCCCUGAAGAGUAAGAUGAUCUACGCCAGCUCCAAGGACGCCAUCAAGAAGAAAUUCACAGGUAUCAAGCACGAGUGGCAAGUGAACGGUUUGGAGGACAUCAAGGACCGGCGCACUCUGGCAGAGAAGCUGGGGGGCCAGUCAGUGGUUACCCUGGAAGGGAGCCCUGUAUAAAUCUAGUCCCAGGCUUCACCUGAGGCCUGUAGGAAACCAGAAUUCAAAAUUCCAUUGGGGGUUUGGUUGUUCAUUCCAAUAUGGGGAGGGGUAGGAGGGGAGGGGGGGAGGAAGAUAUAGAGGGAAAAGAGGGUGGGAUAUCAUUUUACGGGGUGGGAAAGGGGUCAAAUGUCUGACAAUUUCACAUUGUCGUAGGCUGUCAUUCCAAUUCAGACAAAUAAUGAACAACAAAAACAAAAAAACACAAAAAGUAAUUAAAAAAGAGACAAAAAAUGAGGAAGAUAAAAAAUGAAGUAUAAAUAAGAAAUUACAACUUUGAUGGACUGAGAACAGGUGUUGUUUCUGGUGCUUUGAAGGAAUGGAGGUUCUGUGGUAGUGAAGGGAGGAGAGAGCGAACAUGAGUGAUCCUUACAAUUCGCAAACAAUUGAAUAUUGCUGGAUACUCAAACGUAAUCACAUAACAUUUCUUUGCCAAACUUAUAGUUCUUAAGUACUUGUGUGUAGCUGAAAUUAGAUUAAAAUGCAACAAUUUACACAAUUGCAAUUCCUUUUUGGGCGACAUUUUGAAUUCAGUUGCAUUUCCUGUUUUGAAGUUCCGUUAAAAUCUUGAAUUCCAAAUCUUUUAAAGAUAUGAUUCCAGUUAAUUAUUUCUGAACAUUUCCAAGACAUUCAACAAAAAAAAAGUUGGUGAUCAAACAAAUGCAUUCCUUUUACAGUUACAAAUGAAGGACCGGACAGACUGAGGUGGUUAUUUGAGUUAACGAGAUGGAAUGAAGGGCAUUAGGAUGGGGAGGGAGGGACGUAGAUGGAAUGGCCUGUGAGAGAAAGUCAGGGUGGGGUGGGGUGGGGGGGGUUAGUAGUUGGAUGGAUGAUGGGUGUUUUGUUUCGUCUCCUUAUCUCUAAUAAAAAAGCACUAAACUUCA